Molecule: messenger RNA, 3036 nt
Organism: Cucurbita maxima (winter squash)
Lineage: Eukaryota; Viridiplantae; Streptophyta; Magnoliopsida; Cucurbitales; Cucurbitaceae
Exons: 16
Coding region: 264-2831 (855 amino acids)
Source: RefSeq, a predicted model, not a curated record
AUCGCCCACCUUCCUUCCUUUCUUCUCGCGCGUUCUCUUACACUGUCUCCUCCUCUCUAAAUCUGCCACUGCCUGAUUCCCAAUCGCUCGUCUCCUCCCCAUCAUACCUUCUCCCUUUUCUGGGUUUUGUUCGGACCCCGCCGGAGCUAGGGUUUCUGGACAUUCCCAGAGGCUGAGAGACACUGAUUUGGAGCAUUGACGCGCCUUUUUUGUUUAAUAUUGUCAAGGAAGCCACGGCCGCAGUGCGUGGUGCUUCUCUCGCGAUGCAGUCUUCCCAGCUCUCUCGCCAGGAAUGGCGAGCCGUUGCUGACAAUCACUCCGCUCGAGAUGCCGCCGGUGAGGAAAUGGAACGAUCAAAGUCGACACAAUCAGAUGAAAGGACCAUAUAUGAGGUGCAGCAGGGAAGGGAACCCCUUGAUGUUGACUUCUGUUCAAUUUCAAUUGAUGGGAAUUCAGAUAAUGAUAUUUUGCAGCAACGGCUCAAUGAUGUCACUAGACAGAGAGAGGAUCUGCAACAGAUGGAGAUUGAACUUAGAGCUCAAGUUAUUGCAAGAUCAGAAAUAUUGGAAAUGCGAAAGAGGUUUGAUGCUCAAGUGAAAGAACAUAAUAAUGCUGCCAUCAAGAUGCAGGACCAACUAUGUGAAAGAGAUCAGGCUAUUCAUGAAUUGGAAAGGAAAUUAGAAGAUAAAGACAGGGAGUUGCAAUCAAUUAAAUUGGACAGUGAAGCGGCUUGGGCCAAGGAUGAUCUUCUUCGCGAACAAGAUAAAGAAAUAGCAACUUACAGGAGAGAACUUGAUCACUCUGAGGCUGAAAGAGCUCAACAAAUAAAACAAAUGCAUGAACUCCAAGAACACAUCCAUGAGAAAGAGCGGCAGCUUCUUAAGUUACAGGAGCAGCAUAGGAUUGCUCAAGAAACCAUUUUGUACAAAGAUGAACAAUUGAGGGAAGCCCAUGCUUGGAUUGCUCGUGUCCAGGAAAUGGAUGCUUUGCAAUCGACUACAAAUCAUUCCUUACAAGCCGAAUUGUGUGAACGUAAGGAGCAGUAUAACCAGCUAUGGCUUGGUUGCCAGCGGCAGUUUGCAGAGAUGGAAAGGCUUCACAUGCAUUCGUUGCAACAACUCCAACUCGAGUUGGCUGAUGCAAGGGAAAGAAAUGGGACUUACAAUGAGGAGUCAAAUAUAUCUCAGACAAAUUCUAAAGAUGUAUCGCAAUAUGGGCAAACUAAUAACCAAUUAGGUGGAGCUGCUUCAAAUGGAAAUAAUGGGGCACUGUCAAAUGGGAAUGCUGAAAAUGUUCCAUCUUUUAAUUCGACUGUCAAUUCAUCUAUCCAGAGUGACCAUGUAUCCGGUGUUCCAAUGGCUCCAUCAUCUCUACUUGGGAUGCCACCCUACCUUACUCCUGGGCAGAUGGCUGCCUUGCAUCCUUUUUUGAUCCAUCAACCAGGGGUUCCUCAUUCUGUACCAUCCCCAGUUCCUCAAUCUCACAUGGCGCAUUUCUCAUCAUUACCAGCUGUAUCAUCCAUCCAACCGUGGCAGACUAAACAGAUUGUUUCAGAGGGUUCCAACAUAUCUGUUCAGAAUGAGCUUCAGUCUUCUCAAAAUGCUCAAAACAUAAUGACAUCAAAUACUAAUUAUCCCUACGAGAUGACUGCUAAUGGGCAAGCUCUUGAACCAGAUUAUCUGGAUGUUCAUACCAGCAAGAGAAGAGAACCUGAUUCAGUGCUUUCAUCAUCUUCUGGAGAAACACAGCUUGAGUCAGUGGAUAGAGGAUAUCAAGUGGCCCCCCAACCUGAUACGAGCUUGCAACAUGUUGCCUCUCAAUUUCAUGAUGCUCUAAGGAUUGGUUCUGCUUCUAUUCAACACAACAAUGAAAAGGAUCAAAUUGAUUUGUGUGCAGGUGGUCAAGUUCUGGAGAAGCAAGGGUUAGAUGGGGGAAAAUUAAGUCCUGCUAUCAGUACGUUAACCUCUGAUUCUUCUCCCAUUCACAAUGUAAACAUCAGUGAAGUGGUUAUCAACAAUGCCUCUGGAUCUGGGGCUGUUGUAUCUGAAGCUUUUGUUUCUUCUGGGCCGAAAAUUCCUAUAAUGGUGGAGAAGGCCUCAGAAACCGCCCUUCUUGAUGAAAGAGCAUUAUUAGCUUGUAUUGUUCGAACUAUUCCAGCCGGUGGUAGAAUUCAAAUAAGUUUAACACUACCAAACAGGCUAUGCAAGAUGCUUGCACCUUUACACUGGCAUGAUUAUGCGAAGAAGUAUGGUAAGCUUGAAGACUUCGUAGCUGAUCAUCCUGAAUUAUUUGUGAUUGAGGGCGAUUAUAUUCAGCUUCGAGAAGGAGCACAGAAGACAAUAGCAGCUACAGCAGCUUUUGCUAAGGUUGCCGCUGCGGCUGCAGCUUCAUCUCAUUAUUCAUCAUAUUUGCCUUCUGUUGCUAUGACCCCAAUGGCACAUACUAAUCGGUCAAAGAGGAUUAUAUCUACUGAUUCAAAAAACAUGAAAGCCGAGAAGACUUCUGUUCUUACUACAAAUAUGGCUAAGGAUUCUCCACAGGGCACACUAAUGAAGAAUCAACCUAAAAAUGGUUUUCAUUCGGCCGCCGGUGGAGGUCUAUUGAAUGUGAAACUUUUUACUAGAUCAAAGGAUAGUCGUGAACUGAAUGUCUCAGAAGCCAAGCCUCGUGAAUCAUCUAUGUUUUUGGAGUUUGAAAAUGGGGCUGCUCAUGAUAGAACAUCAAGCGGGAGCAAUGAAAGCUUACCUUCAACUGAUGGGAGGUCUAGUGUCAAUUUUUCUGGGAAACAUCAGGGCAGGAUGGCUGCUGCUUCGUUUCCUUCAAGAAGAUAAGAUUGUAUGAAAUAUGCUAUAAUCUUAAUGGCUUACUGGGGGCCCUGGAGGGAAGGAUCAGAUAAAUACCGAGAAGUUUAACCAAGAAAAUCAUCCCGAUUUGAAUGAUCAGUUAUCUGUAAUUUCUCAGAUCAAACUUGUCAGCUGAUUUUUUUUCUCCUUUUAUCUUUUUUUUUUUUUUUUUUUUUUUUUUUUUUUUUUUUUU